AUGGCGAAGAUAAAGCCACAAGCUUUGUUGCAGCAAAGCAAGAAGAAGAAAGGACCUUCUCCGAUAAGCAUUAUCAACAUCAUCAUUUACACUUUGGCUCUGCUUUUGGUCGUUUUUGUCCUCUUCUCCGCUUACAAACGCUGGACCCUCAGAUCUGAGAUCCCAACAACGCACAAUGGUAGAUCAGUUAUUGAGGAUGCAGCCUUCCCGGGAAUGAAGUCUACAAAUGUCCCACGCUAUGCUGUGAAUACGGGCAAAGGUUCAGUGACCAUUGAGCUGUUCAAGGAUACUGCUCCCAAUGUUGUUAACCAGUUCAUCCACUUAUGUCAAGAUGGGUAUUUCAAAGGUUUCUUAUUAAGUAGAGUUGUAAAGCAUUCCGUGAUUCAAGCUGGCGACUCUGCUGAGUUCGAUGCAAUCAAAGAUUGGGCACUCCAUAGGAAGAAUCUUGGUACCAGUUUAAAACAAGAAGAAUUCAUGGUGGCAACUCCUAAAGUUAAAAACGAGCAAGGAGGAUUCGAGUUUUUCAUUGUAUCUGGUCAUACCACAGAUCUGAACGAGAAAUUGACAGUGUUCGGUCGAGUAGCAAAGGGACAAGACGUGGUACAGGAGAUAGAGGAGGUUGAGACAGAUGAACAAUAUCAACCAAAAGCACCAAUAGAGAUCAUGUCCGUCAUUUUUCUUCAAGACAUGUGA
This is a messenger RNA of Eruca vesicaria subsp. sativa (arugula), 693 nucleotides long. NCBI's taxonomy places the organism in Eukaryota, Viridiplantae, Streptophyta, Magnoliopsida, Brassicales, Brassicaceae. The record is from the annotation of a GenBank genome assembly.